Heterotrigona itama is the source of this 435-nucleotide messenger RNA. The record is from the annotation of a GenBank genome assembly. Lineage: Eukaryota; Metazoa; Arthropoda; Insecta; Hymenoptera; Apidae.
AUGGCACAAUUACCAUCACCAUUCAUUAGUCAUACUAGAAAAGUAUGUAGUCUUUACAAACGUGCUUUACGCGCGAUAGAAGAUAUGAAUAUUAAAAGACACGAAUAUAGAUACAAUGCAAUUUUAUUAAGACAACGUUUCGAAGAAAAUCGAAACAUAAAAGAUCUUCGCGUUGCUAAAGAAUUAUUAUUGGCUGCAGAAGAAGAAUUAUUCCAAAAUAAACAUCCUGAUCCAUCAGUCUUUCCUGAUAGUCCAGGCGGGAUAGCUCAUGGACGUUUUAUAGACCCACCAGAUUCUGUAAUGGAUUUCUGGGAUCCAGUUGAAAAAGCUAGAUAUCCGAAAUAUUUUGCACAAAGAGAGAAACUUAAGGAAGAAUAUGUAAAAUUAUAUCAAAAAUUGUAUGUCAAUUCUAAAGAAAUCAAAAAACCCAGUUAA